Carlito syrichta (Philippine tarsier) is the source of this 1734-nucleotide messenger RNA. RefSeq names its product prospero homeobox 2 (gene PROX2). The transcript has 4 exons. The coding region runs from base 1 to 1734 and encodes 577 amino acids. Gene Ontology annotation, biological process: regulation of transcription by RNA polymerase II. The record is from RefSeq and is a predicted model, not a curated record. Gene Ontology annotation, cellular component: nucleus. Lineage: Eukaryota; Metazoa; Chordata; Mammalia; Primates; Tarsiidae. Gene Ontology annotation, molecular function: RNA polymerase II cis-regulatory region sequence-specific DNA binding; DNA-binding transcription factor activity, RNA polymerase II-specific.
AUGGAGCCAAACCCCACCUUGCUUGCUCCUCAGGCCCGAACCUGCUCCCACCUGGCAGAGCCCUGUAGGAAGGGCGCCAGAAGCCCGUGUCCCCAAGAGCUGGGGGAAGAUUACCCCUUUCGCUGGAGCCAGGUGCCCAGCACGAGCCUGGCCGACCCCAGCUGCCUUGAGGACGAGCAUGUCCAGGCCAAGAGGGCCAGGGUGGAGACCAUCGUCCGAGGCAUGUGUCUCUCCCCAAGCCUUCAGUCAGGCAGCGCCCCGGUGGGGGCUAGCCCAGGCUGCCCAGGGAAGGCCCGGGACCGGAGGAGGAAGCAGCGCCUCCCCACGCAGCAAGGCCCCCCGACAGCCCCGGGCAGUGGGAGGAGGCGCCCUGGGGUGAGAGCCGAGCUCCACCUGCUGCAGCAGCAGUUGGAACGCCUGCAAGGGCAGGUCCUGCAGGCCGAGAGGGGACCAGGUCCCCGGAGCGUCCAGCAGAGGGGUGGUUGCGGGCCCCACGUCCUCCCCUGCCAGGGUCCCCACAAGGACCUGUCUGGGGCAGAUGGGCACGGAGUGUCUGAGGACCAACACUCACCCGCGCAGCCUGGGUUCCUUCCUUCCCCAGUGUGGGCUUCCCUGGAGAUUCUAAGGCGGGAACUGACCAGGGCCGUGUCCCAGGCUGUGGACUCUGUACUACAAGAGGUAUUGCUGGACCCACCAGGCCCCCCGGCCAGGCUGGGCAGAAGCUUCCAGGGGCUGCUGGAGGGCCACAGUGAGCCCUCGCCCCCUGGGGUGAGUGCCUGCAAAGACGCGCUCCCUCUGGCUGUCUUGCCUGGGAGGGUCCAGCCACAAAUUGGGGUCCCACUGGGAAACCUCCCAAAGACCAAGCCUCUAGAUUCUCCCAGGUACCCCAUCCCUCCACAAAUGAACCUCAGACGCUACCAGAGUGCCCCAGCAAACUGUCCCUUAACUGCGCCUUCCCACAUUCAGGAAAACCAGAUUGCUAGCCAGCUACUGGGCCACGGGCCCAAUAGCCACUGGGGCGGUGGUGGUCCCCAGGACUCACCUUCGCAAAGUCACCCGUCCUCAGAGACUGCCCUGAGGCCCUGGGGAGCAGCCAGGCUGCAGCCAUCGCUUGUAAGCCCGGCACGGUGCCCCCUGCCUCUCGCCUCUGCCCCUCUGGAACGUCUGCCCCUCUUGCCCUCUGUGAAGAUGGAGCAGAGCGGCCGGCGGGCUGUCCUGGAGACCCUUCCUUUCUCUUCGGUCCACAUCCAGGAGGGCCUAAACCCUGGUCACUUGAAGAAGGCCAAACUGAUGUUUUUCUUCACGCGCUACCCUAGCUCCAGCCUCCUGAAGGCCUAUUUCCCUGAUGUCCAGUUCAGCCGCUGUAUCACCUCCCAGAUGAUCAAGUGGUUCAGCAACUUCCGCGAGUUUUAUUACAUCCAAAUGGAAAAAUUCGCCCGGCAAGCAAUUUCAGAUGGCAUCACCAACCCCAAAGUCCUGGUGGUUCCCCGUGAUUCAGAACUUUUCCGAGCGCUCAACAUGCACUACAACAAGGGAAAUGACUUUGAGGUCCCAGACUGCUUCUUGGAAAUCACCAGCUUGACAUUACAGGAGUUCUUCAGGGCUGUCUCCGCAGGGAAAGACUCAGAUCCUUCCUGGAAGAAACCCAUUUAUAAAAUUAUUUCGAAACUGGACAGCGACAUCCCAGAGAUAUUCAAAUCUUCCAGCUACCCCCAGGAGCUGUUUCGGAGUUAA